Molecule: messenger RNA, 3800 nt
Organism: Mytilinidion resinicola
Lineage: Eukaryota; Fungi; Ascomycota; Dothideomycetes; Mytilinidiales; Mytilinidiaceae
Product: pyruvate carboxylase
Exons: 9
Coding region: 30-3623 (1197 amino acids)
Biological process (GO): pyruvate metabolic process; gluconeogenesis
Cellular component (GO): cytoplasm
Molecular function (GO): ATP binding; metal ion binding; pyruvate carboxylase activity
Source: RefSeq, a predicted model, not a curated record
GCAGCCUCGAAACACCACCGCUGUUCAAUAUGGCUGGUCUCGCGAUCGACCACGCGGCCGCGGCGCAGGCUGUUAUCGACGACGAGCACGAUACCCAGCACGAUGAGCAUCACAUCCACCGGCACUCGGUCCACCACCGGCUGCGGGCAAGCAGCUCUAUCAUGCAAUUGAAGAAGAUUUUGGUGGCCAACCGCGGCGAGAUCCCAAUUCGCAUCUUCCGUACCGCCCACGAGCUGUCCCUCCACACCGUGGCCGUCUACAGCCAUGAGGACCGCCUCAGCAUGCACCGACAGAAGGCUGACGAGGCCUACGAGAUUGGACACCGGGGACAGUACACGCCCGUUGGGGCCUACCUCGCGGGCGAUGAGAUUAUCAAAAUCGCCCUUGCCCACCAGGUCAACAUGAUCCAUCCCGGCUACGGCUUUCUCUCCGAGAACGCUGAAUUCGCGCGCAAUGUGGAGAAGGCAGGCCUCAUUUUCGUAGGACCAUCGCCCGACACGAUCGAUGCCCUUGGCGACAAGGUGUCUGCGCGCAGGCUCGCUAUCAAGUGCGAUGUCCCGGUUGUCCCCGGCACCCCCGGGCCGGUCGAGAGGUUCGAGGAGGUCAAGGAGUUCACUGACCAGUAUGGCUUCCCGAUCAUCAUCAAGGCUGCCUUCGGCGGCGGUGGGCGAGGCAUGCGCGUGGUCCGUGAGCAGGGGACGCUGAAGGAGUCGUUUGAGCGCGCUACGUCAGAGGCCAAAUCGGCAUUCGGCAAUGGCACCGUUUUCGUGGAGCGCUUCUUGGAUAAGCCGAAGCAUAUCGAGGUCCAGCUGCUGGGCGACAACCUCGGCAAUGUCGUGCAUCUGUACGAGCGCGACUGCAGUGUGCAACGGCGUCACCAGAAGGUCGUCGAGCUUGCUCCCGCCAAGGAUCUUCCCCAGGAGACCCGCGAGGCUAUCCUCAACGACGCCGUCAGGCUCGCUAAGUCGGUCAACUACCGCAACGCAGGCACCGCUGAGUUCCUCGUCGACCAGCAGAACCGCUACUACUUCAUCGAGAUCAACCCCAGAAUCCAAGUCGAACACACCAUCACCGAGGAGAUUACCGGCAUUGAUCUCGUCGCCGCCCAGAUCCAGAUCGCCGCUGGUGCGUCGCUCGAGCAGCUUGGCUUGACCCAGGACUCCAUCUCCACCCGCGGCUUUGCCAUCCAGUGCCGUAUCACCACCGAGGACCCGGCCAAUGGCUUCGCCCCGGAUACGGGCAAGAUCGAAGUCUACCGUUCCGCUGGCGGCAACGGUGUCAGGCUGGACGGCGGCAACGGCUUCGCUGGUGCCAUUAUUACCCCACAUUACGACUCUAUGUUGGUCAAGUGCAGUUGCCAUGGAUCCACAUAUGAGAUCGUACGACGAAAGAUGCUUCGCGCCCUUGUCGAAUUCCGUAUUCGUGGCGUCAAGACCAAUAUCCCCUUUUUGAUCAAGCUUCUCACAAACCCCACCUUCAUUGAGGGAACUUGCUGGACUACCUUCAUCGACGAUACCCCUGCGCUGUUUGACCUGGUUGGCAGCCAGAACCGCGCCCAGAAACUCCUUGCUUACCUUGGUGACCUUGCCGUCAAUGGUAGUCAAAUCAAGGGCCAGAUUGGCGAGCCCAAGUUCAAGGGUGACAUCAUCAUGCCAGUCCUCCACGACUCCAGUGGUAACAAGGUCGACACCUCCCAGCCCUGCCAAAAGGGAUGGAGGAACAUCAUCGUCAAGGAAGGCCCCGAGGCGUUUGCCAAGGCGGUUCGAGCAAAUAAGGGGACAUUGAUCAUGGACACCACUUGGCGGGACGCCCACCAGUCCCUCUUGGCAACCCGCGUCCGGACUGUCGACAUGCUGAACAUUGCCACAGAGACUAGCCACGCCUAUAGCAAUGCUUGGGCACUCGAGUGCUGGGGUGGAGCCACUUUCGACGUUGCUAUGCGAUUCCUUUAUGAGGAUCCGUGGGACAGGCUCAGGAAGAUGAGGAAGCUAGUACCCAACAUUCCUUUCCAGAUGCUUCUCAGAGGCGCCAAUGGUGUUGCAUAUUCAUCGCUCCCCGACAACGCGAUCUUCCACUUCGUUGAGCAGGCCAAGAAACACGGCGUCGACAUCUUCCGCGUAUUCGAUGCGCUCAAUGAUGUUGACCAACUGGAGGUCGGUGUCAAGGCCGUCCUCAAGGCCGGUGGUGUUGCGGAAGCGACCGUCUGUUACAGUGGUGAUAUGCUGAACCCUAAGAAGAAGUACAAUCUUGAAUACUACAUGAACGUGGUCGACAAGAUUGUAGCCAUGGGUGCACACGUUCUGGGCAUCAAGGACAUGGCCGGUGUUCUGAAGCCUAGGGCUGCUACCCUGCUUAUUGGAGCUAUCCGAAAGAAAUAUCCGGAUCUUCCAAUCCACGUCCAUACCCAUGACUCUGCCGGUACUGGUGUCGCCUCCAUGGUCGCCUGCGCUUAUGCUGGCGCCGAUGCCGUUGACACUGCUAUCGAUAGCAUGUCCGGCAUGACUUCCCAGCCAAGCGUUGGUGCCCUCUUGGCUUCCCUCGAGGGUACUGAUCAUGACCCCGGUCUCGAUGGACACAUGGUCAGGCAUCUGGACAACUACUGGGCACAGCUCCGCCUGCUGUACUCUCCCUUCGAAGCCGGCCUUACAGGCCCCGACCCCGAAGUCUAUGAGCAUGAAAUCCCUGGUGGCCAACUCACCAACCUCAUCUUCCAGGCCUCGCAACAAGGCCUUGGCGAGCAAUGGGCCCAAACCAAGAAGGCCUAUGAGCAAGCCAACGAUCUCCUUGGCGAUAUUGUCAAGGUUACUCCCACAUCCAAGGUCGUCGGUGACCUGGCUCAAUUCAUGGUCUCUAACAACCUCUCCUACGACGACGUGCUCGCAAAGGCUGAGCAGCUCGACUUCCCGUCCUCCGUCCUCGAGUUCUUCGAGGGCCUCAUGGGCCAACCCUACGGCGGCUUCCCCGAACCCCUCCGCUCGCAGGCCCUCCGUGACCGCCGCAAGAUGGACAAGCGGCCAGGUGCUUACCUCGAGGCUGUUGAUCUUGUGAAGGUCAAGGCCGACCUCAAGUCCAAGUGGGGCGAUGCCACCGAGUGUGACGUCGCGUCGUACGUCAUGUAUCCCAAAGUCUUCGAGGACUACAAGAAGUUCACGAGCAAAUACGGCGACCUCUCUGUCCUGCCGACACGCUACUUCCUCGCCCGUCCCGAGGUCGGAGAGGAGUUCCACGUUGAGCUGGAGAAGGGUAAGGUGCUUAUCCUCAAGCUUCUUGCUAUCGGCCCGUUGAGCGAGCAGACUGGGUUGAGGGAGGUGUUCUACGAGAUGAACGGUGAGGGCCGAACAGUCACGGUCGAGGAUCAGCACGCGGCGGUUGAGAAUGUCAGCAGGCCGAAGGCGGAUCCCACCGAUAGCAGCCAGGUCGGCUCGCCGAUGGCAGGUGUGGUUGUUGAAGUGCGCGUGCAUGACGGCUCGGACGUCAUGAAGGGAGAUCCGAUUGCUGUGCUCAGUGCUAUGAAGAUGGAAAUGGUCAUCUCAGCACCGCACUCGGGCAAGGUCAGCCACCUAGGCGUGCGCGAGGGCGACUCGGUCGGCGCGCAAGACUUGGUGUGCAAGCUUGUCAAGUAAAAUGAUUAGCUAUUCUUAGCAGGGGACAAAAUUUUAGCCGCGUUUUGCAAGCGGUUGUUGGAUUGAGAUUUAUGUUGGUACGAUACUGUUGAUUGGUAGUCGGGUCAAAUCGAUUACGCCGCCGGGUCUAGUUACGUAGCUAGUUCUAUAACGAUAUGAAGAUCCUUAUACAUACAG